AGGGAGGCGAAAAGGGCGGGGCCUCGACUGGCUUGUCUUCCGGCUGAUUGGCCGGCCAGGUGCGGGGGCGGAGCAGGUGACCGGCCACGAGCGAUCGCGAAGCAAGUGGGUCUCCCCUUUUUCCUGGCCGGUGGCCGGGCAGAGCCGCGUCAUGAAGAGGCAGCCGACGGGGCGGGGGACGGAACCGAGAGCCGGCCGGGUCCUGACCAAGGCGGCCGAGUACGUGGGUUCUUUCGCCGUGGAAGAUGCCGAUCUGCCCCGGGCGGGCCAAGCCGUCCAUCAGCGGCUGCAGCUCCUGAAGGACUGUCCGCGGCGGCGCUCCGUCCUCCUGCGCUUCUGCCUGCAGGGCCUGAAGAUGCUCGGAUGCGACGGCGAGGUAGGGCGGGCUCCGCUCAUGGCCCACGCCCUCAAGCGCCUCGCCUACAGCACCUGCCGGCCGGCCGAUCGCCAGUUCGCCUUCCUGGCCCGCAACCCGCGGGGUGCUCGCGGCAGCCUCUUCUGCCACCUCUUCGUGGGCGGCCAUCCUGCCGAGGUCCAGGCGCUGCACUACCUCCUCUGCCGCUUCUUCCAGUUGGGCUACCUUCUCCUUCACCCCGAAGAACAAGACUGCUCCUUUUCUGGUGGCUUUGCCCAGCGAGACUCCGGGAAGCUCCUGGGCGCCUCUCUGGACAGCCAGGUGGUCUGGGAGUCCCUCAAUCCUGAGGAGGUCUCCCAGAACGUCAACGCCCUGGUGUCCUUCCGGAGGCUGCCCUGCCCCACAGAAUUCGGGACCUCGGUUAGCGUGAGAGAGAGACUGGACUUGGAGGAAAGCAGUAGUAGCAGCAGCAGCAUGGGGAGUGCCCGUCCUGGAAACCCGUAUUGUUCCCCAAUUCUGGUGCGCAAGAAGGCCAUCCGCAGCAAGAUCCUUCGUUCCGGGGCCUACCGAGGUUGUACCUUUGAGGCGGCCUCUCAGCAGGGCGCCUGGGAAGGAUUUUCCUCCAGCUGCGAUGGCAAAGGGAGCCUGCUUCACCUGCCAGAAAACGAGAACGAUCUGAGAGAGAGCGUGUGGUCCUUUGCGGGCAUCAACAGAGAUGCCGGCCUGGCCCUGCUAAGGAAUGACAUGCUGGGGGCUUUUCUUCUGUGGGCUGAGUCAGGAUCUACCCAUCAGUGGUGCCUGGCAGUGAGGACCCGCUGCGGCGUCAUUCCAUAUCAAAUUUACCGCAGCCAGCUGGGAAAGUACUCGGUUGAGCAUUUGAAUAUAGAAUUCCCCAGUAUGGAAGCCUUGUUAGACAAUUACUCCGGGGUUCGUGCAGGCCUCUUCUGCUCAUUGGAUGCAGGAAGAAUCAACCAUUGUUACGAGGAGCAAGACGAGCCGGGCGAAGAUCUCUGGGGAGAAGAGCGAACUCGCCGGAAGUCCUCAUGGCUGUUUGGGGCCAGUCGGUCUCUGGCUGUGCAGCACGAGGUGGAGGGAUGCUCAGCCGGGUCCUUCUCUUAGUGUUCGUGCCAUCCGAAGAGGACAGAGACCCUGGAUGACCCUUCCUGCUCACUCCUGUGGCUUGGCUUUGUUGUGGUUCUUUUUGGGUUGUGCGCGGAGGGUGCCUCUUCGUCUCGUCGUGUCGUAAUUCAGGGUUUCUUCCUGCUGGAGUCAGAGGGUGAUGCACGAGUUGGGUGGGACCCUAACCCUAACCCCCCCUCCCACCCGAUCUAGGGAGUGCCAUGGGGCACAUAUUGACCAAUCGGUUGGGGGGGGUCAGCUGAGCCUCCCUGCCUUUGCACUCCUGGUCAAUUCUUCUCCAGUAUGUGUGGGGGUGGGGUGGGUGGGAACGAAGGCCUUUGAUCAGGAGCCUGGAUUUCUGCGUGGUCUUUAUAGUGAUGCCCCCUUAUUUAUAGGAAGCUGGAUGUGCCUGUUUUGUGAGUAAUUUAUUGGGAACAGUGUAUUGCUUUCUCCUGGGCAGCUGCGUUCAGUGGUGAAGGUGCAUUGUUUAUAUUUAACAGAUGCAAACCCGUUUGUACAGGGAUUUCCUGCAAUCAUAUAUAUAUAUAUAUAAAAAUAGAUAUAUAUUUGUAUUUCAAA
This is a messenger RNA of Ahaetulla prasina, 2053 nucleotides long. RefSeq names its product SH2 domain containing 5 (gene SH2D5). Gene Ontology annotation, cellular component: postsynaptic density. The coding region runs from base 152 to 1474 and encodes 440 amino acids. The transcript is spliced from 9 exons. The record is from RefSeq and is a predicted model, not a curated record. Lineage: Eukaryota; Metazoa; Chordata; Lepidosauria; Squamata; Colubridae.